AUGGAUCCAAGGAUUCCAUAUAGCCAGUCUUCUGGUUAUAUGGGCCUUCUUCACAGUCAACACGACUCUGUUCGUGAAGAAAACUCUCCUUAUGAGAGUUUUCAUUCUCAAUCUUCUCAAGUCCCUCAGUUCAGUUCACAACAAUGGGAGGCUCCAGCUCCAACUCCACCUACAGACACACCCGUGGGACGUGGGAAGAGACAUACGUGGACCCCAGGCGAUGACGAGCUGCUGAUCAGUGCUUGGUUAAACACUUCUAAGGAUCCUAUAACCGCCAAUUACCAAAAGUCUGGGACAUUCUGGAAACGAGUUGGAGAUUAUCUCUUCGCAGCUUUGAAAGAAAGAGAUGGUGUUGAUUGUGGGGAGCAUCUCCAUUACAAGCAAAGGUGGCACAAAAUCAAUGACCAAACUAACAAGUUUUGUGGUGCAUAUGCUGCUGCAGAGAGACGUCAUAGUAGUGGUCAGAAUGAGAAUGAUGUUCUCAAGGAGGCCCAUGACAUAUACUACCGUGAUAACGACUCGAAGUUUACACUUGAGCAUGCUUGGUGUGUGUUGAGGUAUGAACAGAAAUGGGCUAACCUCAACCCCAAACAUUGUGGAAGUUCAAAGAGGAAAACCGUUGAAACAGGAGGUUCCCAAGCUUCAACAGGAGGUUCCCAAACCGUUGAUGAACAUGAGACCCGGCCUAUAGGUGUGAAGGCUGCAAAAGCUAAGCGGGGUAAGCAGACAGGGAAGUCUGUUGAAGACUAUCAGAGGAUUUGA
Molecule: messenger RNA, 762 nt
Organism: Raphanus sativus (radish)
Lineage: Eukaryota; Viridiplantae; Streptophyta; Magnoliopsida; Brassicales; Brassicaceae
Product: glutathione S-transferase T2-like
Exons: 1
Coding region: 1-762 (253 amino acids)
Source: RefSeq, a predicted model, not a curated record